This is a messenger RNA of Anas platyrhynchos (mallard), 10513 nucleotides long. It is a transcript of the gene KCNMA1, whose product is annotated as potassium calcium-activated channel subfamily M alpha 1. Gene Ontology annotation, biological process: potassium ion transmembrane transport. Gene Ontology annotation, molecular function: large conductance calcium-activated potassium channel activity. Gene Ontology annotation, cellular component: postsynaptic membrane. The record is from RefSeq and is a predicted model, not a curated record. NCBI's taxonomy places the organism in Eukaryota, Metazoa, Chordata, Aves, Anseriformes, Anatidae.
GGGGUGGGGGCCGUGUUUGCGGGAGAAGGAAAGGGUGGGAGUCGGAGGAGCGGACUACCUUUCCAUUAUUAUUUUUAAUUUUUUGUUGAUAUUAUUUUCGCCGUGCAAGGAGGACGCUCGGAAUUCACCGGCCUGUCGGCUCCCGAGAGGGACCCGGGGAUUGUUGCGGUCGUUUUUCUUUAUUAUUUUUUUCCUUUUUUUUUUUUUUUUCGGUCGGGUCGUUUGUUUUGAUUUGGCGUUUUGUUGCUGUUAUUCUCAUUUUCCUUUUCCCGCUGAGCAGCGGCGGCGGCGGCAGCAAUAUGGCUGGUGAUGGGUUUUUUGGGGGGCGCUGGCGGCGGGAGGAGCUCUCGGAAGCCUCUGCGCGCCCGGCUCGCUGUUAGCUAUGGCAAAUGGCAGCGGCGGCGGCGGCGGCUCCUACCCGGGCGGCAGCGGCGGCGGCGGCGGCCUUAGAAUGAGUAACAAUAUCAACGCCAACAAUCUCAACACAGACUCGUCCUCCUCCCCCGUCAAUGUGCCCAAGAUGGAUGCGCUCAUCAUCCCGGUGACCAUGGAGGUGCCCUGCGAUAGCCGCGGACAGCGCAUGUGGUGGGCUUUCCUCGCCUCAUCCAUGGUCACUUUCUUUGGGGGACUGUUUAUCAUCCUGCUGUGGAGGACCCUCAAGUACCUGUGGACUGUCUGCUGCCACUGCGGGGUCAAAAGCAAGGAGGCCCAGAAGAUCAAUGGUGGUGGAGAUACACAGGCAGAUGGGGCCUGCAAACCAACAGAUGAAAAAGAAGAGAAUGUGGCAGCAGAAGUGGGAUGGAUGACCUCUGUAAAAGAUUGGGCAGGAGUCAUGAUAUCUGCCCAGACAUUAACUGGCAGAGUACUUGUUGUCUUAGUCUUCGCUCUUAGUAUUGGUGCUCUUGUAAUAUACUUCAUAGAUUCAUCAAAGAGCCGUACUGCAGACUCAUUGAUCCCAAUAGAGUCCUGCCAGAAUUUCUACAAAGAUUUCACGUUACAGAUUGACAUGGCUUUCAAUGUGUUCUUCCUACUCUACUUCGGCUUGCGUUUCAUAGCAGCCAAUGACAAGCUAUGGUUUUGGCUAGAAGUUAACUCAGUCGUAGAUUUCUUCACGGUCCCUCCAGUGUUUGUGUCAGUAUAUUUAAACAGAAGUUGGCUUGGUUUAAGAUUUUUAAGAGCCCUUAGGCUGAUACAGUUUUCAGAAAUAUUGCAGUUUUUGAAUAUCCUUAAAACAAGUAAUUCCAUCAAGCUUGUGAAUCUGUGCUCUAUAUUUAUCAGCACAUGGCUGACAGCAGCUGGGUUCAUACAUUUGGUGGAGAACUCAGGGGAUCCAUGGGAAAAUUUCCAAAAUAAUCAACAGCUAACAUAUUGGGAAUGUGUUUAUUUACUGAUGGUUACAAUGUCCACUGUUGGUUAUGGAGAUGUUUAUGCAAAAACAACCCUUGGUCGCCUUUUCAUGGUCUUCUUCAUCCUUGGAGGAUUGGCCAUGUUUGCCAGCUACGUCCCUGAAAUCAUAGAGUUAAUAGGAAACCGCAAGAAAUAUGGUGGUUCCUAUAGUGCGGUUAGUGGAAGAAAGCACAUAGUUGUCUGUGGUCACAUAACACUUGAAAGUGUGUCCAACUUCCUGAAGGACUUCCUGCACAAGGAUAGGGAUGAUGUCAACGUAGAAAUCGUCUUUCUGCAUAAUAUCUCCCCUAACCUUGAGCUGGAGGCUCUCUUUAAACGACACUUCACUCAGGUGGAAUUUUAUCAGGGUUCAGUCCUUAAUCCCCAUGACCUGGCAAGAGUGAAGAUAGAGUCAGCAGAUGCGUGCCUAAUUCUUGCCAAUAAAUACUGCGCUGACCCAGAUGCUGAAGAUGCCUCCAACAUUAUGAGAGUUAUAUCAAUAAAGAAUUACCAUCCGAAGAUAAGAAUUAUCACCCAGAUGUUGCAGUAUCAUAAUAAGGCCCAUCUACUAAAUAUCCCAAGCUGGAACUGGAAAGAAGGGGAUGAUGCAAUCUGUCUUGCGGAGCUUAAGCUGGGUUUCAUAGCCCAGAGCUGCCUGGCACCUGGCCUUUCAACAAUGUUAGCCAACCUUUUCUCUAUGAGAUCAUUCAUAAAGAUUGAGGAGGAUACGUGGCAGAAAUACUAUCUGGAAGGAGUUGCAAAUGAAAUGUAUACAGAAUAUCUGUCUAGUGCCUUUGUGGGUUUGUCUUUCCCUGCAGUUUGUGAACUGGUGUUUGCGAAAUUAAAGCUCUUAAUGAUAGCCAUAGAAUACAAGUCAGAAAAACGGGAAAGCAGAAGCCGAAAGCGCAUAUUAAUCAAUCCUGGAAACCAUGUCAAGAUUCAAGAAGGUACCUUAGGAUUCUUCAUUGCAAGUGAUGCCAAAGAAGUAAAAAGGGCAUUUUUUUACUGCAAGGCCUGUCAUGAUGACAUCACAGAUCCCAAAAGGAUAAAAAAAUGUGGCUGCAAACGGCAAGUAAAGAAUGCAGCUAGACCAAGUUACCCAAAAAGUUCAUAUCAAUUCAAGAAUGCAACUACUAAUGCACUGGUUGGUGCCAAGUCCACUGAAGGAACCCCGGAACCUGUUUCACUUGUUAAUAACCGUAAAGGGAGCCUCUUCCUACCCAACAAUCCCUCGCUGCUGCACCUUAACUUAUUGAGUUCUGUUGAACAAGGAAAAUCUACCUACUGUAGAUUGCAAAGGGCACUCAGCUUGCCUGUAAAAUACCGCUACCACUCCCAAAAGCCUGGGUUGAACCAAGAUCUCCUUGAAGAUGAGCAGCCAUCGACACUAUCACCCAAAAAAAAGCAACGAAAUGGAGGCAUGAGAAAUUCACCCAACUCCUCACCCAAACUGAUGAGGCAUGACCCCUUGUUAAUUCCUGGCAAUGAACAGAUUGACAAUAUGGAUGCCAAUGUGAAAAAAUAUGACUCUACUGGGAUGUUUCAUUGGUGUCCAGCCAAGGACAUUGAAAAGGUCAUUUUGACUCGAAGUGAAGCAGCGAUGACAGUUUUAAGUGGGCAUGUAGUCGUUUGCAUAUUUGGGGAUGUUCAAUCUGCUUUGAUUGGAUUAAGAAAUUUAGUGAUGCCAUUACGAGCCAGCAACUUUCACUACCAUGAACUCAAGCACAUUGUGUUUGUGGGUUCACUUGAAUACCUGAGAAGGGAGUGGGAGACACUGCAUAACUUCCCAAAGGUUUCAAUCUUGCCUGGUACGCCAUUAAGUCGGGCUGAUUUAAGGGCUGUCAACAUCAACCUCUGCGACAUGUGCGUUAUCCUGUCAGCCAAUCAGAAUAAUAUUGAUGAUGCUUCGCUGCAGGACAAGGAAUGCAUCUUGGCGUCACUCAACAUCAAAUCUAUGCAGUUUGAUGACAGCAUUGGGGUCUUGCAGGCUAAUUCCCAAGGCUUUACACCCCCUGGGAUGGAUAGGUCAUCUCCAGACAACAGUCCGGUCCAUGGCCUGUUACGUCAACCUUCCAUUACAACAGGAGCCAACAUCCCUAUUAUAACAGAGCUAGCUAAGCCUGGCAAACUUCUGCCUUUGGUUUCAAUCAGUCAGGAAAAAAACAGUGGAACCCACAUUCUAAUGAUAACUGAACUGGUAAAUGAUUCAAACGUUCAGUUCUUGGACCAAGAUGAUGAUGAUGAUCCAGACACAGAACUGUAUCUCACGCAGCCCUUUGCAUGUGGAACCGCAUUUGCUGUCAGUGUGCUGGACUCUCUCAUGAGCGCAACAUACUUCAAUGACAAUAUCCUCACACUGAUACGGACAUUGGUAACAGGAGGAGCCACACCGGAGCUGGAAGCACUGAUUGCCGAGGAAAAUGCGUUGAGAGGAGGUUACAGCACACCACAGACACUUGCAAACAGGGACAGGUGUCGAGUAGCUCAGUUGGCUUUGUAUGACGGUCCAUUUGCAGACCUAGGGGAUGGAGGUUGCUACGGAGAUCUAUUUUGUAAAGCACUGAAAACAUACAAUAUGCUUUGCUUUGGAAUUUACCGAUUAAGGGAUGCACAUCUAAGCACUCCCAGCCAAUGCACUAAACGUUAUGUUAUCACAAACCCACCGUACGAGUUUGAGCUUGUGCCGACAGACUUGAUCUUCUGUUUGAUGCAAUUUGACCACAAUGCCGGCCAGUCCCGAGCCAGUCUUUCUCAUUCCUCCCAUUCCUCCUAUUCUUCCAGCAAGAAGAGCUCAUCUGUUCACUCCAUCCCAUCCACAGCAAACCGACCCAACCGCACCAAGACCAGGGAUUCUCGGGAAAAACAGAAUGCAACAAGGAUGAAUAGAAUGGGCCAAGCAGAAAAGAAAUGGUUUACAGAUGAGCCGGAUAAUGCCUAUCCCAGAAACAUUCAAAUCAAGCCCAUGAGCACUCACAUGGCCAAUCAGAUCAAUCAAUACAAAUCGACAAGCAGCUUGAUACCACCGAUCAGAGAAGUUGAAGACGAAUGUUGACUCCUUCAAGGCCAGAACUAAUUUUUUAAAGCCCGACAAACUUCAUGAACGGUGACGUGACAUUUAUUCCUCUUACAUGCCGAACCACUGACGGAGAACUUUUGAAGGGCAAGCGUAACGGGGAAACAAAGUAGACAGAUCUUUGUUUGUCUGCCUUUAAUAUUGCUUCCAUGUAUUUUGGAAACUUUCAGUUUUAAAUGAACAUAAUCAGAACUAGUCAUGUAUAGCCUCUAGCAGUUUAAAUUAUUUUUCUUUAUUAGGAAAAAUAUAUAUUUUUUCUUUUUUUUCUUCAUUGUCAAGUAUUUUCCCUUUCAAAAACUGCAGAUGUGGCCGGACUCCUAAGACAGGAAAUAAUAACCAAAAACACCACAUCCCAGUCUUCAGCCUAAAGGAGGAUGAUGGUCACAGUUAUAAGGAUAUAUAAUCCAGGGAGACAAAAGAGAUAUUUACAAAAAGGAAAUAAGUGAAGGCCCAGCUUGUAUUGUAGUAACCCCCCCCCCCCCCCCCCCAAAAAAAAAAGGAAGGAAAAAAAAAAAAGAAAAGAAAAGAAAAGAAAAAAAGAACAGUCCAAAACAUGUUUCUUUACAGAAGGAUGUGUAUUUUGUUCAGCAUUGACACCAGCUCUUAAUAAACUGAACUUAUUUAUUUUCAAAUGUGAAAGUCAUAUUUUUGUACAUGUAACACGAGACAUUAUUGGUUUUAUUACAGUAUACAGCUCACCCUCAUUGCCAGUGACAUGCAAGUCCAACCACCCCAUGCACUGUAAUGCCCCUGCAGAAGCCCCACAUCCUCUAUAGCCCUCUGCGCUGUCAAGUGUGCUGUGGAACAUCAUCACCCCAAGCCGAGGGACAUGUAGGCAGGGCACUCACAGGCAGCACUUGUUAUAAAUGGCAACCCUGGCUUCAGCAGAGGCUUAUUCCAGACAAUUCCUUCUUUGCCACAGGUUACAGCACUGUGAGCUGGAGCACCUAAACAGUGUGUGAACUCAUAAGCCAAAAGCUUUCUCAUCCACCAUAUUCUGUUGGUUUCUUAAGACUGAAGUACAGAUGGGUCCGCAUCAGUCUUGCGUAUCCGACUCAAAUUCUUCCUGAUCCACAGCAAGCUUUAGCCCCAGACCUGUGGUGAUAACACACGCCUCCAUGAAGGGCAUUGAAUUGCCUUUGCUGACCGCUGAUCAGGAUAAAAACCUGUGGCUUUGCCUCAGCUUGACAACGUCAAUGCACUGUUGUCAGUGAUGUGCUGUACCAAGCAACAUCACAGUUUGGCAGUGUCUUUUUUUCCCCGUUAUGUAUCUAUUUUAGUUUGCUUUGCGGGGACACCAUGCUUAAAGGUAAGGCAAUAACCAAAUCAAAGUAAAAAUAAUGAAUGUAUUUAUCCUACCUUACAAAAGGCCUUCAACAGGUGCCUUUUGUGUCAGCAGUUUCACAAAGUUGCCAACAAGCUUUCUAGCCAGCAGAGAGAAAAGUGCUCUCAUAUCUGUGCUGCAGUAUCUAUUCACACCAAGCAUUUGGUGGUCUAAAUGAUUCAGUAAACCUGUCUAUCUAUCUCAAAGUAGCAACAUCAGAUAAAAUUGUGUGAAGAAAAAAAUAAAUAAAAUGAAAAGGCUGUGAUAUUAAGGAAUAAAACAACAACAUAGGACACAGUAAGUAGGAAAGGCAGCUUUUCAUGGCGCAAGAUAACCGUAGGCUCUGUAAUUCUGCAGAAUAGUGAAAUACCGCAAUAAAACAUACCGUGGUACUUUUAUCAUUAGAGAAAUAUCCGUGAAUCAAUCUGAUACAAAGCAGAUUAAUAUGUUGUCAAAACAAUGAUGUCCACUAUGUAAUCCAACAUUUAAGCUAAGCUCUCUCGGCCUUGAUGUUUGUCCACUGGCUGCGGUACAAAUGUAACCAUACUACCACCUUAUAGGCUUUAUGCUGGAGUGACUUCUUGGACUGCAACUACUUUGUUGCUACAUUUUGUAGAAUAGGUAUUUAAAGAAAAUAACAGGACUUGUUAUGCAGUAUAUGUAGAAUUGGAUCGUUUAAAAUAUUUCAAUAUCUCCUGCAAAGAAACAAAACAGUUUAAGCAGUUUCUCAUUACUAUUUAGACCAUGUUUCUCUCAUUUCACAGUCCCAGAACAGAAGAUGAUUUGGGCGAGUUCUUCCAAUCUAUGCCACUCAAGCUAACGACAUGUUAUAAUCUGCAUCCAGUUUCUGCAGUGGGUCAAGUUAGGCCUUUUCUUUGAAGUCAGCGCUCCUUUUUCAUUUAUGAACUGCUUUCAUGGUAACCUCAGCGGAAAAAGCCAGUCCCACUUACAAGAGAAAUCUUGAAAAUGGUGUCAGACCUCACCAAGUUCGCAUUAAUUGUCUUUUUCAAAGACUGGUGUGUAAUCUAUGGGGAAAAUUACACCUGUGCACACUGUGCCAGUUCUGAGUGUCCGUCCUUCAGAAUAGAGUACUCAAAGUACAAAACACACUAAAGAAUCAAACAAAACAGUCCUACAUCAUUAAGGUUUGUGUGUCUGUCCCGGGUAACCGUCAUACAGCAAAAUGCCAAGCUGCCAACUGUACACAGGUAAAGGACAAGCUCUGAUCACUCUCGCAGAUAGGUGUGUAUAUAAGGGUAGGAAGAUGGAUCAAUACGAGAGACAAGCAGGUAUAAUUGUGCUGUUUGGACUUCCCAGUUAUAGAAAACCUAAGAGAAAUCAAAAAUAUUUUCUUGCUCUUCUUCUCAGUGAUCAAAAGCUCAGGACUGGCUUCUAGCAAUUAGCUGGAGGAGCAUGUAGCAAGCCUCUUGGAGAUCUUUAACCCUCCACCAUUAAACACCACAGUAAGGUCAGCACUAAGGUUUGGAUGUAUUAGUGGCAUCACAGCAAGGGGCUGGGAAAGUGGCCUAAGGACAGCUGACUGGCAAUACGAGGAGUGAAGGAGAAAUGAAAUUUUGAGGUUCCUGAAGAAAUCCUAGCCCUCUCUCAAAAGAGAAGGAAAAAUGGAAUUUGUGCUUUCGCAGGAGUUGCAUGCACGAUCAGUCAAGGCUAAACAGGCUUUGGUGGUUGUUAAUCAGGUGGUGGAUACCAUGUAUGUGUUUUCACGUGUGAAUGCACACACACACAUAUGUGUGGAUACAGACACAUGUAUUUGGGGUGUUUGUAAGUAUUAGGUACAGGUCAGAGCCACCCCCAAAGGAUGACAGUUUUGUCUUUUAGGGGAGGGGGAGGAUGGCAGAGAUGAGGUGAAGAUGUACACAAAGAGAAAGGGCAUACAUCACCCAAGGGCUAACACAUGGAGGAAAUGUAUCUACUGGUCUCGCAUGGUCUGAAUACAGAGAAACCACUCUAGGUGGCUAGCUGCAUGCCAGCCAUAUGCUUACAGCGUGCUGCCAGCACUAUGUCCCAUAUGCACGUGCUGGAAUGCUAGCACAGUGCCUGCAAGCCAGCCGGUCUCUGUCUAGUGGGCAGUAUUUUAACAAUGCAGCCCCUGAAUCACACCAGCACCAGAGUGAAAGGACAGAAUUGCCUGCUGCCCUGGCAUUGGAGAGGGUGCUGCUCAGGCACUGUGCGCAGCCCCCUGACAGCCACACAUAGCACAAGUUAAUGCAUAAAGAGGAUAGUCUGAGCCUAAAUGCAAUGGGACUGUUUUAGUGGUGUGUGUAAGGCAAUGGGCAUGCAAUGUAUUGUUUGGUAGGGAUAAAAUUGGAAAACAAAAAGGCAACCACAGUUUCUUGAAAACUGCAAAGACCAUCUAAAAAUGCCAUCCAUGUUGACAACUCUUGCGUGUCGAACUCAGCAUCUGUGGUUAAAAAGCAGGUGCAUGUGGCUCAAAGUACAAGCCUCUUGGUUGGGGACAAGGUCACUUAAGCAGCACUACAGGUUCAUGAACAAUGUUAUUAUUCCACCUAUGGCACGCAGAGACCCUAGCAGCCCCAAAGACAGGCAUGUGAGGACAGGCAACAAGCAAGAGCACAGCAGGGACAUCCAGGUUUUCAUACAAAUGUCAGUGUGCAACUAUUUCCCAUGUGUGUAUGAAGGGAAACUCAGCGAUACUUAUACAAGGUGAAGACAGUAAAAAUGACUGUAAUGAGGACCCUGUGCAGCCUUAUCAAGCCACACAGAUGUCUAGUCACUGGGUCUUCAGAAGCCUAUAGGCUGUUAUAACAGCUGUGGAUGUACAGGAAGCCACAUUUAGACACAGUAAAUAUUUUUUUUUAUUCUUUUUUCAUUUGUAAAGGAAAAGCAUCCCAAUGAGUCAGAUCGCAUGCAUAGGGAAUUAUCCUCAGCCAAAAACAGAAAAAUGGGAAAAGGCGUUGACACUGAAUAUGCAACAGGACACUAGAACAAUGGUGUCUAAAUGCUUUUUUUACAGGUCGACAGGUAGCAAGAAGAGACACCGUUGGCAUUUGUUUGUUGUGUGGUCUGGUUUUGGUUUUGGUUUUGCCAAUGAAAGGAGUAUUUGCACAUACUGAAGUCUUUAUAGAGUAGGAGAAGGAAAGGAAACUGUAUUCAAUCACAGAGGAUUGCUUCUGGCAGUUCUGUUUGGGUGCGAGCUAAGUCUAGAAGUAACCGGAUGCAUAAACGGAUGCAUGAUGGAAGCAGCAAUGUAAAAAUCCUACAUGUUUGUCCUCACUGCCCGUCACUCAUCAUUUAAUCCAUAAACCUGUUAACAACUUUCCCGGGACACGGGGACACUCGCACGGAAUCAGGAAAAAAACAGAGCAGGCAUUCACAGAUUCUCAUCGCAAAGCAUGUUCCUAAAGGCUACUGCAGAGCAAUGUAUUUGAAAUGAGAGCAUACUAUGUGUGGGGUGGGGGGGAGAAAAUUCAUGGGGAAAGCUGUUAUCAUUGUGAAUUUCCUCAGCAUCAAAAGAAGCAUGCAUCCCACCUUUCAUUUCUAGUUUAAAACCUGCCUAAAACAAGCAUGCAAAAGGGGAAAAGCAGGACAAAGUGAAGACAGAAAUGCUUUCCUUGUGUUGUGAGGGCCUGGGAACAUCUAUCACAGUCAAUGGCAGAUGUAGAAGUAAAAAAAAAAAAAAAAGGAGGAAAUUAAAAAAAAGGAAGAAUAAAAAAUAAACAAACAAACAAACAAACAAACAAAAAAAAAACAGAUGAAAGGUGAAAGAAGAGGUCUGUGUAUUCCCUCAUUUGUUGUCCUCUCCCUGCCAUCCGAACCACCAUUGACCACAACAUUUGAACAUGAAUUUUAUUUCAUGUAGAGUCCAAGGGUGCUUUACCAAUCUCAUGCCUGGCAGACUGUUUUGAUUUUAAUUUUAUUAUAUAUGUAGAUGUCAUAUAUAGAUCUGGUAAUCUUCAGUUAGCAGGCAUACUAUCUGUAGUGUUUUUGUAGUGAGUAAUAUUAGUAGCUGUCAGUACACCCCCAUCUGAAACGAAGAAAGGAAUCGAGAACCUGCUCAGCUGUCGCCACUGUUCGUGACGGUACUGUGGCCUACAGUCUGCCCCAGCACUUAUCAAAGCUAUAUUUAUGUAACCAAUGUAGCUAUCCUGCACAGACAGACAUUCUCUGCUAUAGAACACGCAGCCAUAGUGAAACUAAGUAGUCUUUAAUGUUCAGUAGUCUAUAGAACCAAGUAAAUUCUACUGAAAUCAAUAGAUUUCUAUGCUGCCUGUAUAAAGUCUCUGUGGAGGAAAGAAAAUUUAAGAAGUACUUGUGUAUCACUUUGGGUCUAAAUAACAGCAAUAGCUAACUUCUUAUGAAUCUAAAAGACGGGAAUGCUGCAUUCAAUUAGAAUCUCAGUGAGGUUAAGGGAAAGCUUCUUUCUGCCUCAGUCAAUGCAAUUUAAAGGAGAGCUUUAUAACCUAAAAACAACAGCAAUGAUAUAUAGACAGUUGAGUACGUGUAAUAGGAAAAGAGAUUUUUUUUCAGAAAUCAAAAAUGGGGCAUACGAGCAUUGUGUUGACUAAAAAAUUACAAAAAGGAGCCAUGCGAAAAGGUCAGCAGAAGUUACACCAAGUAGCUGUUCAGGAGUGCCGCUACUGUGACAGUGUAUCUCGGGACACACAUGCCUAGCCAAUGCAAAGAAUGUCAUGUCAGUUUAUUUAAAAAAAAAAAAAAAGUCAGUGAUAGAAUGUGAACUUUUGCAUUUU